AAAAAUGCAGCAAACACAAAAAUUAUUUUUUUCCUCAACAAAAUUUUAUAAAAAUUCAUUUUUCCAAUUUUCUCCAAAAUUAAACAAAUUUAUGCUAAUUUCUAUCAUUUUAACAUUUUUGUUGUUAAUUAACAAUAAAAAUAGCCAAGUUUAUGCUACUCAAGAGCAACAACAAUUUAGUAGGCAAGUGAGGCCUUAUUCUGAAAGAGCUGCUAAUCAGAAUUUGCUCGAUGGUUCAAUGUCUAUGGACGAGUUUGACAACACUGACCCAUUCUAUCGAGCAGCUCGAGAGAAUGGAGUCAAAUGGAUGCGUUUUGGCAAACGAGUGCCACAGCAGAGCAAAUGGAUGCGCUUUGGAAAGAGAGCACCAAGCUCUGGAAAAUGGAUGCGUUUUGGAAAAAGAAAUUCAGAAUUUAUGGAGGAAAAGUAA
Messenger RNA from Meloidogyne enterolobii, 430 nucleotides. The record is from the annotation of a GenBank genome assembly. NCBI's taxonomy places the organism in Eukaryota, Metazoa, Nematoda, Chromadorea, Rhabditida, Meloidogynidae.